AUGUUCAGCCCCCUGCCCCUCAAGACGGACUUCGGGGAGCACUUGCUCACCCCCUUCACCAGCCUGUUCAGCCCUAAGGGCUUCAGCCUGACCUCGCCGCUGGCGGCGAACCUCUUCGAAGACUUUGCGGUCAAAGAUGGCCACCUGUCUUUCGACAACCUGGACUCCGUGGCACCGACCAACAAGAAGAAGCGGAAGUUUGACGGCCUGCUCGCAACCGACUUCGGCUCGCUGUCCGACAGCUUGCCCCCUGCGCAGAAGCUGUGCCUGACCCCUUUCCCGGACCUCACGUACACGCGCCCGGUCGUCCAGUAUGGCCGCAUUCGUGCCAUGGAGGCGGAGGUCCGGGAACUGGAGCAGAGCAUCGCCGAAAUGGAGGCCGCGAUCGAGCAGGCGGAGAGCCAGGGGGCGACUGCGCUGCACACCCCCCGCCAGCCCGACGCCGCGCCCCAGGCCCUGCCCCGCCUGGCCCUGCCCGAGCCCGACCUGGCCAGCCUGGCCACCUCCUUCCUCAGCCCCGGGACCGAGGAGCUGUUUGCCGCGGCGUGCAACAUGUUCCUGAGGGGACCUUUCGGGCUGCCCCCUUGCGCGCUGCCGGAGCUGGAGGACGAGCUGUUUGCAGGCCUGGAGUUUUGA
Messenger RNA from Auxenochlorella protothecoides, 636 nucleotides. RefSeq lists its product as hypothetical. Lineage: Eukaryota; Viridiplantae; Chlorophyta; Trebouxiophyceae; Chlorellales; Chlorellaceae. The transcript has 4 exons. The record is from RefSeq and is a predicted model, not a curated record. Bases 1 to 636 code for a protein of 211 amino acids.